CCUCACCGUGCCGCUUAAGCUGAUGGAUGUCUCUUGGGAGAGACAAAUAUCACUAGAGCUAGGGCUAUAUUCCAACAUCGAAUUCGGCUUGAUACCUAUCUGCCUGAAGAAUACGUUCCAAUAUAUUACUAGGGCUCAUACAAGACGUUGGGCUCAAAUUGUUUUCCGUUUGGUUACUACAAAUUUUCUCUUCGGAUAUCUCCAUCUGCUUGGAGCUUUGUUUCCCCGAAAAAAUGAUGGAGAAAGAAGGAGAACUGCCCGUAGCAACACAAAGCUUGGAUGUAGCAGAAGGAUUUCUGCAAGAUGACACUGCUGCACGACCUCACGAUAUUGGAGCCGAGUUGUAUUUGGAAGUGCAGCAGUACUCGCGGGAGGAGUUAGACGCUGAGAGGAAGAAAGUUCUGGGGAAGAUUGACAGGGUCAUAUUGCCCAUGAUAUGUAUCACAUACACUCUGCAGUUCCUGGAUAAACUGUCAUUGAAUUAUGCCUCGGCGUAUUCUCUCAAAGAUGACCUUGGACUUGACGGUCAGCGGUACUCAUGGGCAGCAGCAAUCUUUAACUUCGGGUACCUCUUUUGGGCUAUCCCCGCAAAUAUUCUGAUCCAGAGGUUUCCUGUUGCCAAACAUACCGGUAUUAUGAUUCUCUUCUGGGCAAUCAUCUUAGUAUGUCAUGUCGCGGCUAGGGGUUAUGCUGGUAUGCUAGUCUUGCGAUUUGUCCUCGGGAUGUUCGAAGCAGGCAUCUCACCGAGCAUCAUGAACAUAACCUCGAUGUUUUAUACACGAAGCGAACAGCCCUUCCGAAUGUGCCUAUUUUUGGCAUUUAACGGCAUGGCGACGAUGGUUGGCGCCUUACUUGGGUAUGGACUGGGCCAUGCCAUGGACAGCACCUUGAAAAGUUGGCAACUGAUCUUUCUCGUUAUUGGACUGAUGAAUUUUGUGUGGGCCUUUGUCUUUCUUUGGUUUAUGCCCGACUCACCAAGUGAAGCUCGGUUCCUGAACCAUAAGGAGAAGGUUGUUGCUGUUCAUCGCAUAGCUGAGAACAUGAUUGGUGUAAAAAACAAGCACUUCAAACCCCGACAGGCAAUAGAGGUCAUCUGGGAUGUUAAAGUGUGGUGUUUGGUCCUUGUAGGACUGGCUUGUGGCAUCAUCAACGGUGGAGUGUCCAACUUUUCGUCUUCCUUGCUGAAAGGAUUUGGAUUUUCCGGAAUCUACGCCACUUUACUCCAACUACCGACCGGAGCCAUCGAGUUUGUUAUAGUACCGCUUUGCGGACUUGCUGCUGGCUAUUUCAAGGAUGCACGAUGUGUUAUAAUGGUCAUCGCUUGCUUUCCUUCUCUUGGUGGGUUGCUUGGUAUCCGGUUGACUAGUCUUGAUCAUCGUUGGUCGUUGGUAGCCUGUACGUGGCUUCAAUACCUGAUAGGUGCCCCUGUGAUACUUUCUUGGAACCUUAUGACCUCGAAUAUAGGAGGCCAUAGUAAGAGGUCACUCACCAACGGUUUAUGGUUCCUGUUAUACGCCGCAGGUAAUGUAAUUGGCGCACAAAUAUUCUUCGCACGCGAGGCUCCAAGAUACACCUCCGCCAUUCUUGGACUCUGCAUUUGCUACGCUGGAAUCGUAGUUGGCACAAUAGUCAUGAGGCAACAUAUGUGGUGGAUGAACUACAGAAGAAACCGUAAGGUAGAAGCAGCCGAAAGAGCAGUUAAUGGCGCACAUGUUGAAGGGAUGGCAGAAGGCUUCAAUGACACGACAGAUUUGCAGAACCUGCACUUCAGGUACUGUUUGUAAACAAAAAAGUCGGAUGUGCAUCGCAUUAUGGGCUCUUGGAAAUCGAGGGUGCUGAGAGUACCCUAAACCAGACACUGCUAGUUAGUAAUGAGAUAUUAGUUGGAGUGGUAGCAACUUAACUGGAUAUUGCUAUUAAGCUGUUGGUCGACA
This is a messenger RNA of Aplosporella prunicola CBS 121167, 1934 nucleotides long. RefSeq lists its product as uncharacterized. The record is from RefSeq and is a predicted model, not a curated record. Bases 234 to 1784 code for a protein of 516 amino acids. Gene Ontology annotation, cellular component: membrane. Lineage: Eukaryota; Fungi; Ascomycota; Dothideomycetes; Botryosphaeriales; Aplosporellaceae. Gene Ontology annotation, biological process: transmembrane transport. Gene Ontology annotation, molecular function: transmembrane transporter activity. The transcript is spliced from 5 exons.